Emiliania huxleyi CCMP1516 is the source of this 652-nucleotide messenger RNA. RefSeq lists its product as hypothetical. Lineage: Eukaryota; Haptophyta; Isochrysidales; Noelaerhabdaceae. The record is from RefSeq and is a predicted model, not a curated record. Gene Ontology annotation, cellular component: nucleolus. The annotation marks the transcript as partial. Gene Ontology annotation, biological process: ribosomal large subunit assembly. The transcript has a single exon. Gene Ontology annotation, molecular function: protein binding.
AUGACCACGGAGCCUCCCGCGGCCCCGUCGUCGUACGUUCCCGGUGCCGCGCCGGUGCCGCUCUCUCAGCUCAGCAUAUCGCAGCUCCGCCAGCUGGCCUCCUCGCACGGCGCGCCUGCCACCGGGACACGAGCGGAGCUCGAGGCAGCAUGCACCAGGCGUGGUGUGACGGCGGCGGCGCCGCGCGACAUUGCGAACCAGUCGGCCGCGCCAGCGGCGGGCGGCACCCUCAUCGCGCAGUUCGAGACCGCCGAGGGCGAGCGGACGGGACCGCAGCUCGACGUGCCGGCCGACACGACGGCGCCGCAGCUGCAGCUCAUCCUGAACGAGCUGCUGGGCAACGAGGAUCGUGUCCCGUACGCCUUCUACGUGGCGGAGGAGGAGGUCUCGGGCACGCUCGGCGAGGCGCUCGGCUCCGCCUCGGCCGAGCAGACUCUGCGGGUCGUGUACGUGCCGCAAGCAAUCUUUCGCGUGCGCGCAGUCACGCGCUGCACGUCGACGCUGUCGGGCCACUCGGAGGCGAUUCUAUCGGCGCAGUUCUCGGCGGACGGGCGCACCCUCGCGACCGGCUCGGGCGAUUGCUGCGUCCGCCUGUGGGACGUGAUGACCGAGACGCCGCGCGCGACCCUCAAGGCGUCGGCGGCGGAGAGCC